Peromyscus leucopus (white-footed mouse) is the source of this 3590-nucleotide messenger RNA. Its product is annotated as O-acyltransferase like protein. Gene Ontology annotation, molecular function: acyltransferase activity, transferring groups other than amino-acyl groups. The record is from RefSeq and is a predicted model, not a curated record. The transcript has 15 exons. The coding region runs from base 746 to 2812 and encodes 688 amino acids. NCBI's taxonomy places the organism in Eukaryota, Metazoa, Chordata, Mammalia, Rodentia, Cricetidae.
GUGCGGACACGCCACUCUUCACGUGGAGACGCAGCAGCUACUGUUUAAAGACAGCCUUUCUCGAGUGAGGGUGUUUACCUUGUGACCCACACACUUUGUUUCCUUAAAGCCCAAUCAACACUCAGCAUCACUUCCUUUCCCAGAUGUGUAUUCUGAAUCUUCAUGUGUGGGUGGGUGUGUGCAUCUGCCUGGAGCAAAAACUACUUCCUGUGGGCUCUUGAGUCACACCCAGGCUGACACUGCUUUCAGAAUCCAGUAAAUCCAUUAAGAGUUGUACAGCCUUUCCUGAUGAUCACAGAGCAGUCCUGCUUUGCUUAACAUCCAGCCAAUCAUUUUACAGGUCGGAUUUAUCAUCACUCUUGGUCAAAAUCCAAAUAUUGCUACUAAUCAUGUCAUCAACAUGUUUUGUUUUUAAGCCCAGAGAGAUAUACCAGACUACCUAGCCAGAGAGAGACCGAAUCUUAUUCUUGUGAGCUGGACAUGUUAAUCUGCAUAACUAAAGGAAGCCAGGUGGCCAACGGCACCACAUCCACAGCUCGGUCUCACUCGACAAUAACAAAUUGUAUAUAAACUGGUUUCCAUGGUUUAUCUGUCCGCUUUGCAGGUGGCUGAGGAGAUGCGGUUUGUCUCUUCGCUUGUUAAGGAGUGAGAGGCAUCACAUUUACCCCCAACACAUUACAGACAAAGGCUUCAUAAAUAUUAGGCUCUUUGUCCAAGAAAGAGGUCAGUCCUGACAGCUUGAGAAAUGAUGGCCUUCACUUUGCUAGCUUGCCUGUACUUCAUGUUACCUUUUGUCUCGCCUGCAAGAAAUAUUUCUCUCAAGUGCAUGCAAGAUACUGAUGAAUUCCUUUCUGAUCUGAAUUCACCGAAGCCCAAAGAAUACGCUCUGAGAAUGUAUGACUCGGUGGGAAAGCUCGGAAGCAAUGUUCUUAGUGGCAACCUGGACAGGUUGGGAUCCUACAGCGAGUGUCUUUCCACCCGGGGCCCCGAGGGAAGAUUCCGAGGCCAGUACUGCAAACUUCAUCUACUGCAGGAUGGAGCAGACUAUAGUGUGGGUGUGUGUGUCCCUGACUCUUGCGGUGAAGAGGAUGUGACCAUGAUGUCUCAGCUGGAUAUGCUAAGGUUCAGAAAUACUUCAUUUUUGGCACCUUCCCUCUCCCUCUUUACAAAAAACUCUUCCUCCUCGCCUUGUGAAAGUGUGGCCAGAUGCGCUGCUGGGGUGUUUCGGCUGGACACGUUUGCCUCCGUGUGUCUGUUCAUCACCUUGCUAGGCCUUGUCCUUCCUGUGGUGGGGACUGUUUACAUGGUGGCCAGGAACUGGGGCUUGGACCUCAGGCCAUCACCGGCACACGGGACUUCGGCAGGCUGUGAGAAUCUGCCUUUGAGAAAUGUGGAGAGCGAUGGGCAAAGAAGCAGGAGCCCACAGACCAAUUGCCAAGUUCAUCUCUCCCCGCCAGGACCCCUGAGCAGAGGAAAAAGGUUUCUAGGAGCCGUGGAUGGAGCUCUACAGUGCUUUUCUUGGCAAAAGAACAUGCCAGCCAUCUGUACCCCAGAGCUGCCAGAAGGCACCUGCCAGACACUGAACGGGAUCCGAGUCCUGAGUCUCCUUUGGAUUGUCUCGGGGCACACCAGUCAGAUGACCGCUUGGCUGUCUUUGGAUAAUGUGCUUGAAUGGAGGGCCAGAGUGCCGGCUCACCCGCUCUACCUCUACUCUCGGAGUGGCCCGUUCUACGUCGGGGUGGAUACGUUUUUCCUGAUCAGUGGUUGGUUAAGUGCAAGGUCAUUUCUAAAGAUGCACCGGAACACAAACGCGGGAAUAACCCCUAAAGUCAUGCUCAGAUACUUUCUCAAACGUUUUACAAGGCUGCAGCUUCUUCACCUGUACUCAGUGUGCUUGCUGGUCGGACUCUUCUCCUUGGUUCCCUGGGGACCUGUCUGGGAGGUGCCGCAGUUCCACUGGGAUAACUGCCGGCGAGUCUGGUGGACGAAUCUGCUGCUGCUGAACAACUUCGUGUCUGUUCAGAACGCCUGCCAUGGCUGGACUUGGUACCUCGCCAGCGACUUCCAGUUCCACCUCCUGACGCCGCUCAUCUUCUUCGUCCAUGGAAAAAAUAAACGUGUCCUUGUCCUCCUCGGGGCCCUGCUGUUCCUGACAUCUUUCGCGGCCACUGCUCUGCUCACAUUGGCUUAUAAACUCCCAGUGGCGUCUCCAUCAGCAGCCAGUGAAAACGAGACUGCCCUGUAUUUCUCAGAGUAUUACACCAAGCCCUACUGCCGGUGCGGCCCGUUCCUUGUGGGCCUCUUCCUGAGCAUGUUCAUGCAUUCGGACCACCCUACAAGCAUUCUCAAAACUCCGGUGCAGGCCACGCUGGGCUGGACUUUCUCUCUGCUGACCCUGUUUGCAGUUGUCUCGCUGGCAUACGUAGUGGAUGACACCUCCCCCACCUCUUCCAUGGCUGCUGCCGUCUACCAGGCCCUCCAUCGGACCCUGUGGGCCGCAGCUGUGGGCUGGGUCAUCUUUGCCUGUCAGGAAGGCUAUGGAGGUCUGCUGACGCGUGUGCUUUCUUGCGGCAUCUGGAGUCUCCCGGCUAGCAUCAGUUACGCUUGCUACCUCGUCCACCCCAUAGUGAUCAUCCUCUAUAACGGACUGCAGGAGACCCUUCUCCACUACACUGACACCAAUAUGUUCUAUCUUUUCUCUGGACACUGUGUGCUGACCUUCCUCUGCGGGCUGGCCCUGACGCUGUUCAUCGAGCAGCCAUGGCAGAAGCUGAAGUGCGGCCCGUGGGGACCCGUGCCUGCUGGGCCGUGAGCAUUCCGACUGGAACGCCGGAGAACCGCGGCCCACCUGUGGUCCUCGGAAGGAACGGGAAUCUGAUUUUGUGAACAUUUACUGUGUACAAUGUGUAUAGAUAACCCGUGUUCACUAUAAAAAGUGCUGCGAGCCACAGAAGUAUGAAGUAGGAAUUCAGUUGACGGUAGCAAAAAGAAUUCUUCCAGAGGAUAAAGCCAAGACUCAAGGAGUCUUGGUGAUACUGCUUUUGUAUGUAUCAGCUGUCUCCUACAGUGCAUUUCUUGUGUGCUGUUGUAGCUUUCCCAUUUGAUUGAUCAUUUAUUAGGCACAAUUUUUCCCUAUUGGGGUAUUUGGAUAAGAUCCCCAGGCUUUUGUUCUCCUGUUUAGCAUUAGACCCAGAAGUCUGCCUUUCUACAAUUAUCUCCAUGAGCAAGUAUCUGCCCAGGGCUAUCUCUGGACAAAAGCAUUUUAUCUGAGACCUCUCUCAAACAUUCAAGGGCAGACUGCAGAUAAGCAUUCAGACCACUUGCUAGCCUCCUGAAGUAAGGUAAAUAUCCACCUAGGCCAGGUAGAUGUUAGGUACAAAACUUUGUUCUUGUGCAAAUUAAGCUUAAACCCUCCUUUCUCCCAUAGCCCAAGUUCCCCUUUAACAAAAGCCCACAACAAAAGGGCUUUUACGUACCAGGCACAUCAAGCUGUGACACAGGCUAUCUAGCUACCAGUUCACUUCACCUGCCCUGCCAGAAAAGGGCACAGCUGAGAUUAGACAGAGACAGAUAGGCUCCAAUGGAGAAAA